This is a messenger RNA of Acanthoscelides obtectus, 1489 nucleotides long. Lineage: Eukaryota; Metazoa; Arthropoda; Insecta; Coleoptera; Chrysomelidae. The record is from the annotation of a GenBank genome assembly.
UUUAGAUGGCAGGAGCAGGUCAAAGAAUGUCGGUCGAAUUUGUAGUUAAAUAUAAAUAGAUAAUAGAACCGUCAAAAAGUUAACGGCGACCUAACCACACUUUUAUUAUAAUAAACCACCUUGUUAAUAAAAAUAACUAGCUUUUCCUAGUUUUUUUUUCUGAUUUGAGGCAUUAACCAGUCUUGUGCUACGAAAUGCUGACGAAGAAGCUGAUUUUCAUGAAUGCUCUCAAGUGUAAAAUGAUCUUCAACAAGUUUCACACCAAUCAAUGUUGCAUGGAAAUACAAAAACUCACAAGAUUGAGGGUAGUCGACAACAGUGAAAUUGGAAAACAAGCCAUGGCAGAGGGCAAACCCCCAAAGUGUAUUCAUGUUUAUAACAAAACAGGAGUUGGAAGGAUAGGUGAUAAAGUCUUAGUAGCGAUCAAAGGUGAAAAGAAAAAAGGCAUCCUAGUUGGAUUGAAGCAGAAUCAGAAGCCGAUGGUACCAAAGUUUGAUAGUAAUAACAUUGUUCUGAUAGAUGAUAAUGGUACACCGUUAGGCACAAGAAUCCAUGUUCCAAUACCUACUAUAUUGAGGACUAUUCUUAAGGAGAAGACUCACACAAAAGGGGCUGAUUAUACAAAAAUAUUAGGAAUAGCUUCUAGGUUUGUUUGAAUUCAAGUGUUAAUAAAAUGUUAGAUUUUUAUAAAUUGUCAAGGCUUUAAUAUUAAAUCGAUAUUAAUAUAGUCUAGUGUGGUUAUUAGGGUAUUAAAAAAUUCCUACAAAUAUUGCAUUGCAGCACUUUACCACAUUUAGGGACUUUUAAAAUGCUGUACAGAAUAUUAAAAGGUAACAUUAUCAUUACAUAAAUUCUUAAAUGCCAACUGCUGUGAGAGAUAACUUUAUACCUACAUAAUCCCCUAAGGAAUUUUUAAGAAUUAGAGUCAUGUCUUUCACAGAAAAUAAGAUUUGUAUGAAAUCAUUUGCAAUCCAGGUAAACAAGACUAUACCUAAUAAAGUUGUCAGGAGUCAACUAUGAACUAUGGUCAAAACUGAAAUUCCACAACCUGGCUUGGUGGGUUAUACCUUAGAUUGAACUCAAUUAUUUCCUUGAGAGUAUGGUUCUGUCUUGAGACAUGCUUAAAGUUUCAGCAUUUUGACAGCUUUUCCAUUUUCUCUCUAUGCCUUUGGCAAAAAACUCCAUUCAUGCACUUAUGAACAAAAAUGAUCAUUCCCAUGUUUUAUGGUGCACUGAGUCUAUUUUUCAAACUUCUGGGAUGGUGCAGAGUGAGUAAAGAGGCUAAAUUAGGAAAAUUGAGUUUGAUUCUCAUUGGAAAAUGGUUCUUCUCAAGUACUGAGUAAAGCUACAAUAAUUGCACACAAUACUGUGCCUAAAAAACUAGUAGACAAUCCAGUCCUGUAAGAAAAUUUGUGAAUUAUCCCAAUUUUUUUGUAAGAAUUGUUAUUAAAUUGAAAUUAUAAACAUUUAUAAUUUUUUAUUACACGAG